Triticum aestivum (bread wheat) is the source of this 456-nucleotide messenger RNA. RefSeq names its product probable glutathione S-transferase GSTF1. The transcript has a single exon. Gene Ontology annotation, biological process: glutathione metabolic process. Gene Ontology annotation, cellular component: cytoplasm. Gene Ontology annotation, molecular function: glutathione transferase activity; glutathione binding. Bases 43 to 456 code for a protein of 137 amino acids. NCBI's taxonomy places the organism in Eukaryota, Viridiplantae, Streptophyta, Magnoliopsida, Poales, Poaceae. The record is from RefSeq and is a predicted model, not a curated record.
AAGCCCGAGCUUCUAGGAGCGGGCAGCCUCGAGGAGUCGGCGAUGGUGGAUGUCUGGGCUGAUGCGGAUGCCCACCAGCUCGAGCCCAUACUCAAGCCCAUCGUGUUCAACUGCAUCAUCCACCCUUUCAUCGGGAUGGACAUCGACCAGGGCCUCAUCGAUGAGAGCGUUGAGAAGCUGAAGAAGCUGCUAGAGGUGUAUGAGGCGAGGCUGUCAAGCAACAAGUAUUUGGCCGAGGAUUUCGUGAGCUUUGCCGACCUCACUCAUUUCUUCUUCAUGCGCUACUUCAUGGCGACGGAGCACGCGGUCGUUCUUGACGCAUACCCGCAUGCCAAAGCAUGGUGGGACGCAUUGUUGGCAAGGCCGUCGGUCAAGAAGGUGAUAGCUGGCAUGCCUCCGAAUUUUCGAUUCGGGAGCAAACUCAUUGUAAGUGGGUACUUACGAGAAAACUCAUGA